GUAUAAAUGAAGUUUGGUAUGGUAACAUUAUGCAACCCCCAACUUUAGAAGAAUGGAUAGCAGUUAUUUCGCAUCUUCCUAAUGAUAAAACUUCAGGACCUUCGGAUAUUCACAAUGAAAUGAUCAAACACCUCGGCCCGAUUGUCCAAUCUCUUUUAUGGAAAUUGAUCACUAUGUGUUUCAACCUGAAUGAUAUUCCUUCAGAAUGGAA
Molecule: messenger RNA, 211 nt
Organism: Funneliformis geosporum
Lineage: Eukaryota; Fungi; Glomeromycota; Glomeromycetes; Glomerales; Glomeraceae
Source: the annotation of a GenBank genome assembly